This is a messenger RNA of Gossypium arboreum, 1794 nucleotides long. Its product is annotated as tetrahydroberberine oxidase-like. The transcript has a single exon. The coding region runs from base 19 to 1632 and encodes 537 amino acids. NCBI's taxonomy places the organism in Eukaryota, Viridiplantae, Streptophyta, Magnoliopsida, Malvales, Malvaceae. Gene Ontology annotation, molecular function: oxidoreductase activity; FAD binding. The record is from RefSeq and is a predicted model, not a curated record.
UUCAUCACUUCCAUAAACAUGGAGUCCCUUAACCGUUCUCUGUCAUUGCUUUUCAUUUUUGUUUGCUCAUUGUCAUGGGUGAGUGCUUCAGCUAAUAGCCAUGAUGAUUUUCUUGAAUGCCUUUAUUCAUAUCAUCCCAAGGAAUCCUCUUCCAUUACUCAAGUUAUCUACACUGAAACAAACUCUUCAUAUUCAGCAGUUUUGGAUUCUUCCAUUAGGAAUCACAGGUUCUCUACGCCUAAUACCCCCAAACCAUUGGUUAUUGUAACACCUUUGAACAUUUCCCAUGUUCAAGCAACGAUUCAUUGCUCCAAAAAGCAUGGCCUCCAAAUUAGAACUCGAAGUGGUGGUCAUGACUUCGAAGGUCUUUCCUAUGUCUCCCAUGUCCCAUUUGUUGUUAUCGAUUUGGUUAAUUUGCGAUCAGUCGAUGUUGAUGUCGAAAACGAAGAGGCGUGGGUUCAAUCAGGUGCGACCGUGGGUGAAGUAUUCUACAGAAUCAAUGAAAGAAGCACGAACCUUACCUUCGCAGCAGCUGUUGUCCGCACUGUAGGAAUUGGUGGGUUGAUUAGCGGUGGAGGCGAUGGUUUAUUGUUCCGAAAAUAUGGUCUCUCGGUGGAUAACGUGAUCGAUGCGCAGUUGGUCGAUGCUAAUGGAAGAGUUCUUGAUAGAAGAUCGAUGGGUGAAGAUCUGUUUUGGGCCAUUCGAGGUGGCGGAGGGGGAAGCUUUGGGAUCGUUAUUGCAUGGAAAAUAAAGCUGGUUCAUGUUCCUUCAACUGUGACUGUUUUCUCAGUGGGCAGGACCUUGGAACAAAAUGCAACACAGCUUCUUCAUCGUUGGCAAUACGUUGCGCCCAAUCUUCCGAAUGAUGUAUACUCACUCGUUGCGAUAUCAACGACGAACGCCAGUGAAAAUGGGGCAAAGACGGUUCUUGCCACCUUUACUUCAUUGUUCCAAGGUGAUGCCAAUGAGUUUAUUCCACUGAUGCAAGAACGAUUCCCUGAGCUUGGACUCGUUAAGGAAGAUUUUAUUGAGAUGACUUGGAUCGAAUCUCUAUUGUUAAUGAACGGAGUUUCAAAUGAAACAUCGGAGAUUUUGCUCGAUAGGAGCAACAGGUAUUCCCUUCUUCCUCCUUCAUUCAAAUCAAAAUCUGAUUACGUGAGGGAACCAAUGCCUGAAAUAGCAUUACAAGGGCUAUGGCCUCAACUUCUCGAGGUCGACGAAGGAGGCAUAGCAGUUCAAAACUUUAUUGCUUACGGUGGAAUAAUGGAGGAAAUCUCAGAGACAGAAACUCCAUUUCCACAUCGAAAAGGCACCUUAUACAAGAUAAACUACAAUAUCGGUUGGCUAGAGGAGGAAAACAAUAAUUCGCAAAGGUAUAUAAGCUGGAUGAGGAAACUUUAUAGCUACAUGGGUCCUUUUGUUUCGAAAUCUCCACGAGAAGCGUAUGUUAAUUACAGAGAUCUCGAUAUCGGAAGCAAUAAUUACUAUGGCAAGACAAGUUAUAAGCAAGCAAGCAUUUGGGGACGUAAAUAUUUCAAGAAUAAUUUUGAUAGGCUUGUUUAUGUCAAGACGAAGACUGAUCCAAAGAAUUUCUUCAAGCAUGAACAAAGCAUUCCUCCUCGUUUUCAUUGAUAGAAAAAAAAGAAGAUUAUAUUAUGAGUUAUAUUUUGUACCUAAUAAUUCUAAUAAUUCGUCAUCACUGUUGUUUAGGAUGACUAAUUCUUCAAAAUUCAAAUCUAGUUCAAUAUUAUGAUGUACAAUAAGUACUCUAUACAAUUUCAUUACUUAAUAAUA